AUGAAUUCAAGAAUGGAAUUCACCGACAGAGGCGAGAAGGCCGUGCAGGACGCCAUGGCCCUCGCAGAGCAGUAUGCUCACUCACAACUACUCCCCGUCCACUUGGCAGUCUCGCUGCUCGACCCUCCCGCAGACCAGUCAAAGGACCAACAGAACGCGCCGCCGCAGACGUCCUCGAUGUUCCGACAAGUAAUCGAGCGCGCCCACGGCGACCCACAACUCUUCGACAGAGCCCUCAAGAAGACGCUCGUCCGCCUGCCGAGCCAAGACCCGCCCCCGGACCAGGUCUCCGUCGCGCCGACGUUCCACGCCGUCCUCAGGAAGGCGCAGGAGCUGCAGAAGACGCAGAAGGACACCUUCAUCGCCAUCGACCACCUCAUCCAGGCCCUCGCCGAGGACCACACGAUCCAGACGUGCUUGAAGGAAGCCAACGUCCCCAAGCCGAAGCUGGUGCACGAUGCCGUCGCACAGAUCCGGGGCACGAAGCGGGUGGACAGCAAGAACGCCGAUACGGAGGAGGAGCACGAGAACCUGGCCAAGUUCACCAUCGACAUGACGGCCAUGGCCCGCGACAAGAAGAUCGACCCGGUUAUCGGCCGAGAGGAGGAGAUCCGCAGAGUCGUACGCAUCCUCUCGCGUCGCACAAAGAACAACCCCGUCCUCAUCGGUGAGCCCGGUGUGGGCAAGACGACCGUCGUCGAGGGCCUGGCCCAGCGCAUCGUCAACCGCGACGUACCCGACAACCUGAAGGCCUGCAAGCUGCUGUCGCUCGACGUCGGCGCCUUGGUGGCCGGAAGCAAGUACCGCGGAGAGUUCGAGGAGAGGAUGAAGGGUGUCCUGAAGGAGAUCGAGGACUCCAAGGAGAUGAUCGUCCUCUUCGUCGACGAGAUCCACCUGCUCAUGGGUGCCGGCUCCUCCGGCGAGGGCGGCAUGGACGCUGCCAACCUGCUGAAGCCCAUGCUCGCCCGUGGUCAGCUGCACUGCAUCGGUGCGACGACCCUCGCCGAGUACCGCAAGUACGUCGAGAAGGACGCCGCUUUCGAGCGACGUUUCCAGCAGGUGCUGGUGAAGGAGCCCAGUAUCGGCGAGACCAUUUCCAUCCUCCGUGGUCUCAAGGAGAGAUACGACAGACAUCACCGCGUCACGAUUCUCGACAACGCACUGGUCGCCGCCGCCAACCUUGCCGGCCGCUACCUCACUUCCCGCAGACUUCCCGACUCCGCCAUCGACUUGGUCGAUGAGGCCGCUGCAGCUGUCCGCGUCGCCAGGGAGUCCCAGCCCGAGAUCAUUGACUCUCUUGAGCGCAAGCUGCGCCAGAUCAUGAUCGAGAUUGCUGCCCUGGAGAAGGAGAAGGAUGAGGCGUCUCAGGCUCGUCUGGUCCAGGCGAGAAAGGACGCCAAGAACGUCGAGGAGGAGCUGGAGCCUAUCCGCCAGAAGUACCUCUCCGAGAUCAAGAGAGGUGAGGAGAUUCACCUUGCCAAGCUCAAGCUCGACGACCUCGAGAAGCGCCUUGAGCAGGCCAUCAACGAUGGUGACCAUGCCAAGGCUGCCGACCUCCAGUACGGUGCCAUCCCCGAGCAGCGCGCCGUCAUCAAGGAGCUCGAGGCCAAGAAGGCGGCUGCCGACGCCGCUCUCAACGCCUCCGGUCAAGACCACGGCGCCAUGGUCACUGAUGUCGUCACCUCCGACCACAUCAACGAUAUCGUGUCCCGCUGGACCGGUAUCCCCGUCACCCGUCUCAAGACCACCGAGAAGGAGAAGCUCAUCCACAUGGAGAAGCAGCUCGGCAAGAUUGUGGUCGGUCAGAAGGAAGCCGUCCAGGCCGUCUCCAACGCCAUCCGUCUGCAGCGGUCUGGUCUCAGCAACCCCAACCAGCCACCCAGCUUCCUGUUCUGCGGUCCCUCCGGUACCGGUAAGACUCUCCUGACCAAGGCCCUCGCCGAGUUCCUCUUCGACGACUCCAAGGCCAUGAUCCGCUUCGACAUGUCCGAGUACCAGGAGCGCCACGCCCUCAGCAGAAUGAUCGGUGCUCCCCCCGGAUACGUCGGCCACGACGCCGGAGGUCAGCUCACCGAGGCACUCCGCCGCAAGCCCUUCUCCAUCCUGCUCUUCGACGAGGUCGAGAAGGCCGCCAAGGAGGUCCUCACCGUCCUCCUGCAGCUCAUGGACGACGGCCGCAUCACCGACGGCCAAGGACGCGUGGUCGACGCCAAGAACUGCAUCGUCGUCAUGACGUCCAACUUGGGCGCCGAGUACCUCACAAAGUCCACCAACCGCGAGGGCAAGGUCGACGCCACUACGCGCGAGCUCGUCAUGAAUGCCCUGCGCAGCUGGUUCCUGCCCGAGUUCCUCAACCGCAUCAACUCCACCGUCAUCUUCAACCGCCUCACGCGCCGCGAGAUCCGCAAGAUCGUCGACAUCCGCCUCAUGGAGAUCCAGAAGCGCCUCGAGAACAACGGCCGCAAGGUCUACAUCGACGUCUCGGAGGAGGCCAAGGACUACCUCGGCAACGCCGGCUACUCGCCCGCCUACGGCGCCCGCCCCCUCUCCCGCCUCAUCGAGAAGGAGGUCCUCAACAAGCUCGCCAUCCUCAUCCUCCGCGGCAACGUCCGCGACGGCGAGAACGCCCGCGUCGAGCUCAUCAACGGCCGCAUCACCGUCCUGCCCAACCACCAGGACAGCGAGCUCAACACGGACGACGACGACAUGGACGAGGACGACGCCGUCGACGAGAUCGUCGCCGACGAGAUGGACGAGGAUAUUUACGAUUGA
Messenger RNA from Colletotrichum karsti, 2772 nucleotides. RefSeq lists its product as uncharacterized. The coding region runs from base 1 to 2772 and encodes 923 amino acids. Lineage: Eukaryota; Fungi; Ascomycota; Sordariomycetes; Glomerellales; Glomerellaceae. Gene Ontology annotation, molecular function: ATP hydrolysis activity; ATP binding. Gene Ontology annotation, biological process: cellular response to heat. Gene Ontology annotation, cellular component: cytoplasm; cytosol. The transcript has a single exon. The record is from RefSeq and is a predicted model, not a curated record.